CGCGCGCCACCACCGGCAUAAAUUAGCGGCAGGUCGCCUCGCUUCGGCUCCACAACGCAUCGAAAAGAAAUAGGGUUUCUUGCCGGUCGCCGUCCCUCCUUCCGCCGAGGUCCGCCCGGUCAACCCCAGAUCAUCCCCAGUACCAUACGCGGAGGGAUGGCCGCGUUUGCGGUGAAGGGGUCGCUGCGAGGACCUUGCUUCUCGGCGGCCGGCCUCUCCUCCGGCCAGAACCCGCCGCGGAGCAGCGCUGCCCCACUCCCGUCCAUGGUCUGGAGCACGGGCAGCGACCCAAGGCAUGGGAAGCUCAAGGCCCAGGCAACUGAGUGGAUGCGGCCAAAUGAUGAUUAUCGAUAUGAUGUUCAACCAUCACAGAGGCACACAGAUUUUAUUUGCCAACCUGGUCCAGCCAUGCACAUCGACCUUCUCAACAGGGAGCGGCUUCGUUAUCCAAUGUUGGAGAGAAAGAAGCUAGUCGUUGCAGACCAGGUUAAGAAGCGUCCGAAGGCUCUUCAGAAGUGUGCUAGAGAUUUUGCAGAUUGGCUGUUAAAGUACAUUUGCUCAGAGAAUGAGAACUACAAAUACGUCUUAGUUGCCACUAAAGAGAAUGCCAAUAUGCUUAUGAAGGAGGGUUUUAUUUCUUCUUAUGCCCGAGAUGAAAUAUUACAUGGUCUUGAAAGGAUUAAAAAGGACAUUGAAGAAGGAAGAUUUCAGUGGAGGGAUAAUAAAGAUCUAAGGACUAAUAUUAUUGACACACUCAUUGAUAUAGUUGGAGGGCCAGCCAAGAGGCUGGAUAGAGUGAUAAGUCAUUAUGUUCAACUGCUAACAGUCCUCCAAUUACGGUGUCAUGAUUCCAUUGAUCAAGUUAUUUCUCAAACAAAAGAACUCCAGGUUUACUCAUGCACACAGCCUGUUAUUGCCAUGACCAUGUUGUUUUUUCUAUAAAAAAUCCAUUGCUACAGAAUUUUGUGACUUACUUUUUAUUUUAUAUUUCAACUUAGUCAUUAAUUCCAUUUUUUAGUGAUCCAUAUCUAGAAAGGUAUACUCAGAUAAUUUUACAUACUGCCAUAACUGAAGUGGUUACAACAUGCACAUAGCAAGGCAAUUUAUAUGUUGGCGUAGAAAAUUUUGCUACCUGGCUACUUCCUAGCAGUUCUUGAUGAAACCCACAUGCCUAUUUGGAUUCUCCUAAAUAUUUGUGGGUAUACCAGAAUGCCUGGUUGUUGGAGAUAUUUGAAUCAAUUUGCACUUUGCACAGUGCACUAAAUUAUCCCUUCCAGUUUUGUAAACCCUAGCUGAUCAGCCUUGUCCCUUGGUAAAGGGGGUAGCCAUUUUAUGUGGGCAGUGGCAAGCUAGAAUGGUUGGGUUGGGUGGCCUUGGUACAAGAAGCAAAGCAGAAUUGUAUUACCUUAUCAGUUGUUUGAGCAAUUGAGCACUAAUUGAUAGAUGUUAUUACAAAUGUAGUCGACUGUUUGCUUAGUUGUUCUUUUAUCGCAGUAAAAUUUAUAUGUUGAGCUCUAGCUACAUGAAUGGCCUCAUCCAACUUGAGUACAUUAUCCAUUUCCCGGACUGAGCUUUUUUUGCUAGCAAUCAGAAAUGGGGGAUUGGUCCUCCCUAGCAUAUGGAGGUGUGCAAAUUGGAUUCUACUUGGUGAUGUGGUAUUGUCGCAACUUGAACAGCUUGACAUGGAUGUCUCUCAGCUUGUUAGUUGUAAAAACAAGAUGGACUCUACACUACAAACAGCUCUCCCUUCAGACAGCACCUAUUGUUCUAUGAACAGUUUAUGUAAGGAUCCACGUCACAUGCACAAUUUCGCUGUGGAAUUUGGAAAUUUGAUUGUCGGGGACAUCUCCCGCGAUCUUUCAAAUAUUGGAUUGGAGCUGAGUUCAUGGAUGGAGUUGCACUUGUUGACACCAAAUGAUAAAGUGAUUGAAAGUUUUUCGCUUAUGCGAAAGCAAAUGCUGGAUCUAGAUAAUUUAACAGCCACACGGAGCGCUUAUUCUAUCUACAAUCCUGUUGAGGAUAGCAGCAGGCAAUUUUUGGCAAGCUUUAGAAGUGUUUCAGAAAUACUUAAAGCAGCGAAAGAAUUUGCAAAACAAUCAUCUUUUGAUCAUGAAAAGGCUCGAACCUUUCUUGCGCCAAGAGAUAAUUUUGGUGCUUCACAACUAGCUGAAUUCCAUGCAACUAAGAGUCUAGACGGUCAGAAUAAAGAUGAAGGAGGUAGUGCUAUCGAGAAGCAAAAUUUCAGAUUACAUAGUGAUGAUACAAUGAGGAAAUUGCUCGAUUGGCCUCGACGCCUUCAAUCGGAGAAAAAUGACUAAUGUUUUAUAGCGUUACUUGAAACAAACAGUCGACACAGUUAUUUAUUUUCUUUAGGUAUUUGAAAGAGCCAUCCUUGUGGCCCUGUAUUAUGUGAUGCGUUCAGCAAGAAUUGGUUUAUUCUGCGAGGAAAGUUUUCAGUUUUUCUAAUACAUGUUGGUUUGAUCCAUCAUCAGGCUGGAGCAUGAUACAGUUUUUUUUUUGUUUAGUCUAGGAACAUGAUAUAGCUAG
Triticum aestivum (bread wheat) is the source of this 2547-nucleotide messenger RNA. RefSeq lists its product as uncharacterized. Gene Ontology annotation, molecular function: argininosuccinate lyase activity. The coding region runs from base 157 to 942 and encodes 261 amino acids. NCBI's taxonomy places the organism in Eukaryota, Viridiplantae, Streptophyta, Magnoliopsida, Poales, Poaceae. The record is from RefSeq and is a predicted model, not a curated record. The transcript is spliced from 9 exons. Gene Ontology annotation, cellular component: cytosol.